Messenger RNA from Ornithorhynchus anatinus (platypus), 1055 nucleotides. RefSeq names its product hydroxysteroid 17-beta dehydrogenase 1 (gene HSD17B1). Gene Ontology annotation, cellular component: cytoplasm. Gene Ontology annotation, biological process: estrogen biosynthetic process. Gene Ontology annotation, molecular function: estradiol 17-beta-dehydrogenase [NAD(P)+] activity. The record is from RefSeq and is a predicted model, not a curated record. NCBI's taxonomy places the organism in Eukaryota, Metazoa, Chordata, Mammalia, Monotremata, Ornithorhynchidae.
CGAGCUGGAGCUGAGGGAGUGGGAUCCCGGGCCGGUCCGUCUCCUGUCCCCGGCAUGGCCCGGACCGUGGUCCUCAUCACCGGCUGCUCCUCGGGGAUCGGGCUCCACCUCGCCCUGCGCCUGGCGGCCCACCCGUCCCGAAGCUUCAAAGUGUACGCCGCCCUGCGGGACCCGGCGGCGCAGGGGCCGCUGUGGGAGGGGGCGAGGGCUCGGGGCUGCCCCCCCGGAUCCCUGCAGACCCUUCCGUUGGACGUCACCGACCCGGGCUCCGUGGCCGCCGCCAAGGCCGCCGUCAGCGAAGGACGCGUGGACGUGCUGGUGUGUAACGCGGGCCGGGGCCUGGUGGGGCCCCUGGAGGCCCAGACGACGGGCGCGGCGCGGCAGGUGCUGGACGUGAACGUGCUGGGGAGCGUGCACCUGCUCCAGGCCUUCCUGCCCGACAUGAAGCGGCGGCGCGCGGGGCGCGUGCUCGUGACCGGGAGCAUCGGGGGGCUGCAAGGGAUCCCGUUCAACGCGGUGUACUGCGCCAGCCAGUUCGCCCUGGAGGGGCUGUGCGAGAGCCUGGCCGUGCUCCUCCUGCCCUUCGACGUGCACCUCAGCCUGAUCGAGUGCGGCCCGGUGCGCUCGGCCCUGCAGGAGAAGCAGGAGGGGGGCCCGGGGGGGGUGCUGGGGGACGCCGACCCCGAGACCCGGGCCCUGUUCGCCCGGUACCUGCAGCACAGCGAGCGCCUCUUCCGUGAGGCGGCGCAGGAGCCCGAGGAGGUGGUGGAGGUGUUCCUGGCCGCGCUCCGCGCCCCCCGCCCCGCGCUGCGCUACUACAGCACGGAGCGGUUCCUUCCUUUGGCCCGGCAGCGGCUGGAAGACCCCAGCGGCUCCCGGUACGUGGCAGCGAUGCACCGCUUCGUCUUUGAGGAGGAGCCGGGGGCCGGGGGGCUGUCCCCGCUGGAGCCCUGAGCACGUCAGGGGUGGAUUUGGGGAGGUGGGGGGAAGCUCAUCCGUUCCCCCGACCCCCCCGGGGGGGGGGGGAUCCUUAAUAAAGCUCCGGUCCUCCUGCU